Molecule: messenger RNA, 2055 nt
Organism: Leptonychotes weddellii (Weddell seal)
Lineage: Eukaryota; Metazoa; Chordata; Mammalia; Carnivora; Phocidae
Source: RefSeq, a predicted model, not a curated record
CCCCACCUGGAAGGCCCGCGCCAGGCUGAGGCCGCGGUGCCGCAUGAGGUCGCCUUGUCCCCGCACCGGACCAGAAGCUUCUGCUCCGUGCCUGCCACAAACUUGUACGGAACCGACAAAAACCGGCUUUGGAGUCCGGCAGAGCUCUUCAGAUGUUGGCUUUACGGCGUGUUGGUUCAAGGACGAGAGGCAUGGAAAAUAGUUAUUCCUCAGCCUUCUAUUAUGAAAUCCCAGAUGUUGACAUCUAUGAAAAUCCGCUGGUGGGGAGGGGCGAUGAGCCUGCUGCCCCCACCGAGGACCUGGGGACCCUGGAGAGCUCCAGCACAAUGGAUAUGCUCUUUACCAAAAGGGACAUCCCAGAGGCCCUGGAGGAGGAGGAGGAGUCCGAGGGUCCCCCCGGGGAGCAGGACCUGAAAGAGACCUACAUCCAGCUGGUCCAAGGCGUGCAAGAGUGGCAGGAUGGCUGUGUAUACCGAGGGGACUUCGGGCUGGACAUGAAGCUGGGCAAUGGUGAAUUCUCUUGGCCCACGGGCGAGUCUUACCGCGGGCAGUUUUACCGCGACCACCGCCACGGGCUGGGCACCUACCUGUGGCCCGAUGGCUCCAGCUUCACCGGCAUGUUUUACCUGAGCUACCGAGAAGGCUAUGGCACCAUGUACCAGAAGACCAGGCUCUUCCAGGGGCUGUACAAAGCCAACGAGCGGUUUGGGCCAGGCAUUGAGACCUACCCCGACGGUAGCCAGGACGUCGGGCUGUGGUUUCGGGAGCACCUCAUCAAGCUGUGCACAGAGGUCCCCAGCAGCUUCUCCAUACACGACUACCCUGAGUACUCAGGCUUCCUCACGCACUCUCCUGCUAGAAUCAGCCUCUUGGGCGAGGAGAAAAUGGAGUGGGACCUGCAUGAGGAACAGGACCCCUUUUUCUACGACUAUAAGCGGUUUCUUCUGAAUGAUGACUUAACUCUGCCUCCAGAAAUGUACACCUACUCAACCAACAACAGCCACCUGCCCAUGACCUGCUCUUUCCGCAAAGAAUUAGAUGCCCUGAUCUUCCUUAACGAUGUCCCUCCGUUUGUUGAGGACAGCGAACCCUGGUUUAUAAAAAAUGAGACCCCUUUGAUGGUCAAAAUCCAGAAGCAAGCUUAUAAGUACAGGAACAAGAAGGCCCACAGCAGCUGGAACAUGGGUGCCAUCCUGGAGGGGGACCGGAGAAGCUUUGCGUGUCGUGGGCCCAAGGAGCGGCUUGCCAAGGACAUGAUCCUGAGGGCUGGGGAAGGGAACUAUGACUGGAUCUACGGGAUCCUCAGGGAUGACCUCGCCAGCGCUGAUGUGGCUGAUGCCAAGGGCUACACUGUGCUCGCUGCGGCUGCUGUUCACUGUCACAACAACAUUAUCAACCUUCUGCUGGACCACGGGGCCGACGUGAACAAGUACACAGACGAGGGCCUCACGGCGCUCAACAUGUGCUUCCUUCUCUACUACCCGUCCAGGUGCUUCAAGCCCAACAUCGCUGAGCGGACGGUGCCCAAGCCCCAGUGUGCCAGGGACAUAGUCCGGCUCCUCCUCUCCCACAAAGCAAACCCCAACAUGCUGUGGAGUGGCCACUCCCCACUCUCGCUGUCCAUCGCCAGUGGGAAUGACCUGAUUGUGAAGGAGCUUCUGUCCCACGGAGCUGACCCCAACCUGCCGCUGACCAGAGGCUUGGGCAGCGCCUUGUGUGUUGCCUGUGACCUCACCUGUGAGCACCAGAGGAGCACGGACAGCAAGCUGGCCCUGAUUGACCGGCUAAUUAAUUACGGGGCUGACAUCCUGAGCCCCGUGACGCUCGCUCAGGGGGACAGGAUGGCUGUGGGCACGGCUGUUGACUAUGGGUAUUUCAAAUUCUACCAGGACCGGAAGAUCGCCCACUGCCCCUUCCACAUGCUGAUGCCGGCCGAGCGGGAGAUCUUUCUGGGCCGCAAGAGGCUCCUGGAGUACGUGGGCUUCCGGUUGCGCCGCGCGGUCUCCGCCAAGGAGAGCCAGUGGGAUCCGAAGCUGCUGAACCUGAGCAAGAAAG